Vanrija pseudolonga is the source of this 723-nucleotide messenger RNA. RefSeq lists its product as uncharacterized. The record is from RefSeq and is a predicted model, not a curated record. The transcript has 4 exons. Lineage: Eukaryota; Fungi; Basidiomycota; Tremellomycetes; Trichosporonales; Trichosporonaceae. The coding region runs from base 1 to 723 and encodes 240 amino acids.
AUGCUCACCACGCUCCUUCUCCUCCCGCUCGUCGCUGCCGCCCCGGGCGUCUUCCAGCGCCAAGCUGCCGCCGCCUCGUCCUCGGACGCCGUCGCGGCCUCGUCGUCGGCGGUCGCCGCGCCGUCCGACUCGGCCGCAGCCGUGUCGGUCAUCACUCCCUCGGCGGUCGCGACCACCUCGGCCGCCGCGGCGCCGAGCAGCACGUCCGUCAUCGGCACGGUCCAGUUCACGGCCCCGCUCUUCAACCAGUUCUGUGGGUACUCUGCCGCCUGGGGGCAGAUUGGCCAGCCCAACAUCGUCUCGUGGACGCCCAUUAACCAGGCGCUCGACCUGUACCUCGCCAACGACGCGCCCGGCCUCAUCCCCAGCGGCAAGACGUACCUCCUGGCGUCGAACCUGCCCCCAAACACCAACAGCUUCAACCCCGGCGACAAGCUGAUCGCGUCCGGCGCCAAGCCCGGCAGCAACUACUACGUCUUCCUCACGCCCGUCGGCAACCCCAUCAACAACAUCGCGACUUCGGGCGGCUUCAACGUCCUCGCGGCGGCCACGCCCCUCUCGAGCACCGCCAAGCCUGGCAACUCGUCUGCGGGCGCGUCGGACUCGGCGUCGGGUGCGUCGGCGUCCGCUACGGCCACGUCCAAGCCCAGCUCGGCCGGCAAGGUCGCCGGCGUGAGCGUCGCUGCUGCCAUCAUUGCCGCCGUCGGCGCUGCUGCCUUCUAA